Messenger RNA from Linum tenue, 1761 nucleotides. NCBI's taxonomy places the organism in Eukaryota, Viridiplantae, Streptophyta, Magnoliopsida, Malpighiales, Linaceae. The record is from the annotation of a GenBank genome assembly.
UUAUAAUACUUGCUGCACAUUCCACUUAUUUUGUGACACACCAUUCAUAAGAAAAUCAAAGGGAAAAGCUGCAGCAGAAUCAUGAUGCCAAUGAGUCACUAUUGUAUCAGAAGUUUGAUGGGUUUAUGUGAUAUCAUGUUGACGCAAUGAAUGACCUAAUGUAUACGAGAGAUCUGAACUGCAAGCUGCCAUUUUGAUGAGUUCAAACAAAAUUAUCAAAUACCAGCAGAGCCUUGCCUGGCUUAUUCCGGGAAUUCAUUCCUCAGCCAAUUGAUAGCUAGAGAUCACUUCAGUUAGCUGACUUGGAUUUCUGCCACAAACUAUCUUCCCACUGCUGUGUGUUUCUCAUACAAUAGGAAGUUGUGAAGUGAGCUGAGCUCAGAUCGAAAGAGAUGGACAAAGUCUAUGAUUUGAAGGCUUACCAUCUUAUACAUUUCUAUGUUAGUACCAGCACCAGCACAAUAACCAACUGCACAAAAAUUUGAUUAGUUGAGAAGAAUGGGGGGGAGUAGCUCUUACCUCUCAUACACAGUAAUGGGCUAACCUUUGAGUUGUACAGUCCUCCUACUUCCUGUUUCCCUCUUCUUUCUCUCGUCUUGAAAGCAAGCCCCAGCCCAGAACAGCAUCAGAAUCAUGAUACUGAUAAGUCACUUCUGUAACAGAAAUUUUGAUGAAUUUCUUGGAUAAGAUGUUAACGUAAAAGCGUAUACAAGAGAGAAAGCUAACCUGAAAACUGCCAUUCUGGCAAGUCACAUAAAGGUUUCCUAACGAGAUCACAAGUGUAAUGGCUACCACAAAUUCAACCACUGGCAUUAUUUUCUAUUGCUGUUAAUAAGAUACUACUCAUAUGAUCUGUGGUUUUGUCUAUCAGAUAAUUUAUGAUUGGGAUUUUAUGGCAAAGGAGCUAGAAAUUGCUCAUCCUUACAAGAACGUUUCAGUAUGUAUUCACUGCAUUACCUUUCCUUUUUUUCUUUGCAGCCUGAGAAAGUAUCAGGAACACUGAAGGAGCAGUUGGAUGCAAUCACCCCAGCUUUGAGAGAGAUGCGUCUCAGGAAAGAGGUUAGAGUGAACCAGUUUCGGGCUGUGCAAGGGCAAAUACAAAAAAUAUCAGCAGAGAUUGCAGGUCAUUCCAGGUAUGAUGAUUCAUUAACUAACAUCAUAUUAACUGAGAAUGACCUUUCAUUGAAGAAACUCGAGGAAUACCAAAGUGAGCUGCAAAGACUACACAAAGAUAAGAUUAUCAGCAAAAGGAAAGUUAUCCAACAUGAGUUUCUCAACCUGCAGCUUUACCAUCUUGGACAAGCUUUGACAAACCUUCGAAAUCUCAUGGAUACCGCGGACAAUUCUUUCACAUCACUAACUUGUGUACGCAAAUCAUCAUCUGAAGUGUCGGAUCCACGAAGCCUUGCCCUAAAUAUAAUCCAGGAGGAUGAGAAUUGGUAUUCAGUCAGCCGAAGAGCUCACAGGAAUCUGCGAUGUGCAGAAAAGGCCAGAAUCCUAGUCAAUAAGAUUCCAGGUACCUUUGAUGGCAAGGCAAUGAUAGAAGAAUACAACAUAGUAAGGCUGGAGAAAGAGGACGAGAAGCGAAGGCAGAAGGAAACAAAGAAGGUGCAGAUCCAAGUAGUAGAACCUCAACCCCCCUUCAGUUCUAGACAAAGCACCAGCAGUCGACCCCCUUCCGACAGAAGCUUGAAUGGAUGUUUAAGCUAUGCCGCCCCUUCAAACAGGAAGGCUGUCUAUGAGCAUCCAACAUUUGGGUAG